This is a messenger RNA of Syngnathoides biaculeatus (alligator pipefish), 6915 nucleotides long. RefSeq names its product protocadherin 12 (gene pcdh12). The transcript has 6 exons. Gene Ontology annotation, cellular component: plasma membrane. The record is from RefSeq and is a predicted model, not a curated record. NCBI's taxonomy places the organism in Eukaryota, Metazoa, Chordata, Actinopteri, Syngnathiformes, Syngnathidae. Bases 301 to 3759 code for a protein of 1152 amino acids. Gene Ontology annotation, biological process: homophilic cell-cell adhesion. Gene Ontology annotation, molecular function: calcium ion binding.
UCCAGCGGUGGGAAGGAUGAUGAAGUGUGCGGCGGGAUGGUGGGAGCAGCUGUUGGAGUGAGCGCCGCCAAGCCAGAUCAAAAUGGGAAUUAUGAGCUUCUUGUGGACCUAAAGUAACCCUGGAUCUGGACUUAACUUUCCUGUGUCCUGACCACGCUGGACCGAAAGUGUACCUGGACUAAACCUCGCCCCUGAAAAGCUAUGGUUUUUAUUUAAUGACUGCAAAAAUCAAUUUCAUUUUCCCCUUUUCUCAUUUAUUGAUGAUUUCUGAUCAUUGAUGAGCCAGUAGACAUCUUCGACAUGCUUAUUCUUCAUCUACUUUUGGUCCUGAGCGUGGGCUGGCGGGCCGUCGGCUCCGAGCCCUCGUCCAUCACCAUCCAGUACCUCGUCUGGGAGGAGCAGCCUGCGGGAACCCGGGUGGGCCGGCUGGUGGACGACCUCUGGCAACGGGACCAGAUGGGUCCUCUGGAGAACUUCCAGGUCGUGGAGCACGGGCGGGCCCUUCCCUUUGCCAUCAACGCCGGCGACGGCGAGGUCUCCACCCAGGGCCGCUUGGAUCGGGAGGAGCUGUGUCGCGGCGCGGUUGAGUGUGAGGUGAACUUUAGCGUCCUCUACAGGAAAAGCGGGGAAAUGCAGUGCCUGAGGGUUCAUGUGAAGGUGAUGGACCUGAACGACCACAGUCCCAGUUUCCCCAGCCCUGUCCAGGAAGUGGAGAUCUCGGAGAUGGCUGGCCUACAGAUGCGGAUCCCUCUCGAGUCCGCGGUGGAUCCGGACGCAGGAGCCAAUGGGCUUCAGACCUACUCGUUGUCCAUCAACCAGCAUUUUGCUCUGGAUGUGACUUCUGCGCUGGGUGGCACUAAACAGGCAGAGCUGAUAGUGAUCAAAGCGCUGGACCGGGAAGUUCAGGGAUCGUUUGCGCUCACACUGGUGGCGUGGGACAAAGGGGACCCCCCGAGGUCUGGGAGUACUUUAAUCCGUGUUAACAUUCUGGACUCCAACGAUAACAGCCCUACAUUUGAGGACAGUGCCCCCACAGUGGAGAUACCUGAAGACACGGAACGUGGGACAACCAUCAUUACCCUGAGAGCCACAGACCCUGACCAGGGGACCAACGGGGAGGUGGAGUACUCGCUCAGUAAGCACACACAUCCUAAUGUUCAGAGGCUCUUCUUUGUGGAUCCACAGAGUGGCGCUGUGAGCAUCAGAGCUCCUCUGGACUAUGAGGCCCAAACCUCUUAUGAAGUGGUGAUCCAGGCACGUGAUCUCGGACCCAACUCAAUUCCCUCGCACUGCAAACUCCAUGUCAAGCUUGUGGAUGUCAACGACAAUGCUCCGAGGAUCCACAUGACCUGGACUCAUCCCAGCUUUCCAGCUGCAACGGUCCUGGAGGGGGCGCCAGUGGACACCUUCCUCGCCUUGGUAAUGGUUUCGGAUGCAGACUCGGGAAAAAAUGGGAAAGUGGAUGCCAUGAUAAAGCACGGUUCUGGGCCCUUCCAUAUUAAAAAGGUCCAUGGUGAAAAUUACAUGAUUGUAACUGCAGAUGUCCUGGAUCGAGAGAAGGUGAUGAACUAUAACGUCACGCUGGUGGCGCGGGAUUACGGAGAUCCACCGUUAUUCUGCGUGAAACAUCUGCCCGUCCGAGUUCUGGAUGAGAACGACAACGCACCAGUGUUUUCCUCAGCCAUCUACAAAGCUUCCUUUAGGGAGAACAAUGCUGUAGGGUACCACGCCCUCAAGGUCCAAGCGCACGACGCGGACUUGGAACUCAGUGGCAGAGUUCUGUAUCGCCUUCACAACUCCAGCGACGUAAAGACCCCCACUCAACCCUUCUCCAUCCACCCAACCAGUGGCAUCAUCAACGUCCUUCAGCCUCUGGACUACGAAGAGCACCAGUCAUACUUAUUCUUGGUGGAGGCCAUGGACCAGGGCCACCCGCCUCUUAAGACCACAGCCAGAGUGCAAAUUGACAUCCAAGAUGUGAAUGACAACUCCCCAGUCAUCAAGGAGCCCCGACCCCAAGACGGAGUGGCUCGGCUGAGUGUUCCCAUCAACGCGGACCACGGCGAGAUUGUGUCAGAUUUGGGAAGUGACUCCGAGGAAGGAUUGUCUGCUUUGCCCAUUGAUCACUCAGUCCGAGAAGAAUUUGACGUAUUUCUCGCCUCCACAAUAAAGGCUGAAGAUUCCGACUCGGGAACAAACGGACAACUCCAGUAUUUCAUCACCGACGGGAACCCGCACGGGCUCUUCUGGUUGAAUCAGGCCACGGGCCAACUGUUUGUCAACACCACAAACGCCACCCAACUCAUUGGGAAAACGGUGAAGUUAGGCAUUUCGGUCUCCGACAUGGGCACGCCUAGCUUGUCCACUAAAGCUACACUUGAGGUGACGUUCAUCAACCUCAAAGACCACUUGAAAAACUCCUCUGCUGGGGGUCGGGAUCGGCUCAGCUUCACCAUGAUGCUGGCCAUCUGCCUGGGGGUGACCUGCAUCUUGUUGCUUCUCACCAUAGCCUCGGUCAACACCUUCUGCCGACCAGACAAAAGGGAACACCGGGCCUACAACUGCAGGGAGGCUGAGUCCACGUACACCCGUCACCCACGCCGACCACAGAAGAACAUCAGAAAGUCGGACAUUCAGUUGAUUCCCGUGAUGAGGGACCGCAAAGAGGACCCCCCACUGGAAGAGAGCGAGAAGCCACCGCUCACUCCAUCACAUGACCAAAACGCAGAGAAACACUUUGAGUUGACCCCGCUGAUGAUGAACUCGAGCUUCCAUUCUCAGACUCAACUGCAGGGCACCGCCCCUCAUGGGAGAACACUACGGAAACCUGGAAGCAUCCAACUGGACGACACUUUACCUAUAACGCCGGCAACAUCCUAUCGGUCACUUCGCAAGGCGAGAAACCCAUCAUCGGCGUCUUCUUCGGGGUCUCGUUCAAGCACGUUGAAGCGGGAGACGUCGUCUUCGACACCUCAGGCGACUCUCAGGAGACCAAAGAUGGCGGAGGCUCGAGGGUCGAGUGACGGGGAACAGCGACAGAUGUUCCAGAAUCUGGUGCGACUGUCCAUGGCCGCCUUGGCAGAGUCAAUCGAGCUCUCCUCCACAACCCCAGAAGUGCAGCAGAUCUCUCAGCUCCUGUCACUCCUCCGCCAAGGUCAGCUGCAGCCUCGGACCAACUUCCGCGGAAACAAAUACUCGCACCGAGCCGCAAGGUAUGCAGGUCAGGACUGUUCAGACUGGCAGAGCACCAAGGACAGCGGGCACGGCGAGAGCGAGGCGGGCGACAUGGACUGGGAGGCGGGCAGGGAUUCUCCCGUCGACCCGCAACUCGAGGAGGGACUGCACAACCUGCUCAACAACCCUGAAGACGUGUUCUCGGAGGCCGGCGAUCCAUCGUGGAUGGCGCGUCUGUCCGUGACUCUGUCGGGUGAUUACCACGACAACGUCUUCGUGCCCAACGAGCCGCCGUCCUCCGACAGCGAGCUGAUGCCACGCAAUGCCUUGGACUCUUCGUCCUCCUUCUCUACCUUUGGGAAGACCCCAGACAAAGACGGCCCGCUGGGUGGGGCCCUGCUGUCCGAGGUCAGCACGCUCUUUGAGAUGUUGAUGACGCAGAAGGCCGACGCCCACCCGGGCCCCCGAGCCGACGUCCUCUACCGGCUGUCGUCGGCGUAUCGACGCUCGCUGGAGGCGGACCCCGCCGCGGCCGCCGCCAGCGCCCCAACGAGGGGCCUGGCCCCGCAGCCUGGACAAUUUUAACACUGGAAAACCCAAGAAAUCACGUGACGCGUCAUCUAAAAUCAUCGCUUUUGUUCUCGAAUUUAAACCCACAAGUGAUUCGUUUUUGCUUGGCGGAAAGCAAAAAAGUGACAUAUCGUACGUCCAAAUAUUGCCGAAAUGGAUCAAACUUUCCCUUGAUUGUUGCCAACGGAAUCUGUUUUUUUCGUACCAUAGAUACCAUAGAUACCUGGAGCUGCACUGUAGAUUCGGAGACGAUAAUAAACAACAAAAUUGCAAAAAUGAGGACAAAAUGAGAAACACGUACAAACUCAGAAAAAACUUUUCAGUACAGUUAUACAUUUUUUUUUAGCCAGUGAGCGUCAAUGUCCACUUCAAAUCAAAGUAGCACCCUUCUUGUCUCCGACUGGUGAGAGCUUCUGCCUCACAGAUCUGAGGACCGCAGUUCAAAUCCUGCUUACGUGGCCACUCCGGUUUUCCUCCCACAUCCCCCAAAACAUGCACUGACGGUUAAUUGAAGACUCCAGUUUGCGCUGUGAAUAUGAGUGCGAAUGGUGUUUGUUUCUAUGUGCCCUCCGAUUGGCUGGCAACCAGUUCGGGGUGUACCCUGCCUCCUCCCCGAAGAGAGCUGGGAUAGACUCCAAUACUCUUGCGGUCCUCGUGAGGAUAAGCAGCUCAGAAAAUUCAUGGAUCGCCAUCUACCGUAAUUUUCGGCCUACAAUCCCCAAAUUUUUUCACACCCUUUCAACCCUGCGCUUUAUGCGGUUAAUUUGUGCGUUUUGUUCCAACGGCCGCAAGGGGGCACUCGAGUCGAAAAGGUAAAAAUGAGACCGGUUUAAUAUAUGUGCCGAGGAAGUGACUUCUACCGGCCCUGUAGGCGCCCAGUGCGGCAACGCGACCGAUCCCGGAGAAGCCGGCGGGAGCCCCGGGGAGAGUUCUCUUUUCUGCGUGAAGGGCAGGGCAGCCCUGGAAUGGGUUCGCCCCGAGAGAGGGGCCCGCGCCCUGGAAAGCGUCGCGGUUCCGGCGGCGUCCGGUGAGCUCUCGCUGGCCCGUGAAAAUCCGGGGGAGAGGGUGUAAAUCUCGCGCCAGGCCGUACCCAUAUCCGCAGCAGGUCUCCAAGGCAACUCAGAUCGGUAACUUCGGGACAAGGAUUGGCUCUAAGGGCUGGGUCGGUCGGGCUGGUGUGCGAAGCGGGGCUGGGCGCGCGCCGCGGCUGGGGGAGCAGCCGCCCCGCCGCCCGCCCUUCCGCUCUCGCCGGAGCUAUGUUAGCACUGCGCUAGCGUUAGCUCUGCAUAAGCAUGUUGCUGCUGUGUUAUUGGAGUUCUCAGUGACAUUUACUGGUAAUUGUGUUUUAACCGGCCCUGUUAGCGUUAGCACGGCGCUAGCGUGAAACUCUUUCUCUGUACAAUUUUUCUUUUUAAAUAUCUCCCGUUUGAACGUGGGUUUUAAUGUGGGCACUUGCGGCUUUUACACGGCUGCGACCAACAUAUGUACCAAAUUGUAUUUCCUUUACUAAUUUACUCGGUGAGGCUUGUAAGCAGGUGUGGUCUGUAGGCCAGGAAUUACGGUACCAAUGAUGCACACUUCCAACAAAUUUCAUCACAAGUCAAACUGGCUUCUGAGGCCGGAUUUUUGUUUUUGGUUUUAUGAUUUUGCCAAAUCUCAUUGAGUUUUUAAGUGUUUCACAUGCAUAUGCAUUUUAAUUUUGGGCUAUUCGGUUCUCUUAGCACAGUGGCAAACAACAAGUCAGAGCGAAGAGCAAAUAAUGACGGUUUAGUUGUAAAAAGAUGAAAUAUGACAUUUGUGACACGUCAAAUGUCGCUUGCCCUGACAAAUGGGCGAGCGUUGAGACUGGACGCAAUUUUUGUUCGUGUCAACACUGAACUAAUUGUUACUCCGUAACCCGAAAGAAGAAGAAGAUGGCAACGUUGCCUUCGGGGACAAACGGACAAAUUGCCACAAGAAGGUCGCUGGCUGGAAACAAUGAAGUGAAGAAAGAGGAAGUGUGAGAAAGGAAGUAGCGCUAAUGGCAAAUAAAGUGGAGGGAGUCAAGUAGCCUCAAGACAGAGGCUUUUGCUUAAAAAUGGAUCAUAGAAAAGGGGAGGAGGGGAGUUAUGGGUGCAAGGUGACAGCAUGACCACUUUAAAUGUUACAAACUGCUGUUAUUGAGGGAGGGGAGGAAGCACUUUGUACAUAUUUGUUGCUUAUCAAACAUUGUCGUGGCUUUUUUUCCUAAUAAACCGAAGCUCAUGUUAAAAACACUGAUCUAAAAAAAAUAUUGGGUAGCUCAUUGGCCACCAAAGCUGAAGUCGCCGAAAGCGGAUAUCCGCCAUUUUGAUACUCCCAAAACAACCAUUCCGACAGGUUUCGUGGCUGUGAGAAAACAUUCCACAGGUAAGUUAGAAAGAUUUACUUUGACACUGUUAAAAUUUGUUUGUAAAGGUUUUUUUAUUUUUCAUUUUCUGAUGAUCUGAAUUCACUCGGACAAAGUUUUGUUUACGGUUGUUGUCGUUCGCUGUUCGCUCUCUGCUUCACAUUUAUAGGCCGUCGUUUUUUUUCACACAAAAAAAGCGAUGUAAAUAUUUUCCCAAACUUGAGCUGUGGAUAAGCAAGAAAACACAUUUGAGAUUUUUUUUGGAUGAAUUUUAUAAUACAGAACUCUGCAAAUUUAACUUGAUUUUCAAAUGCGAGGAAACACGUUUAAAUUUUCUGUCUGAAAUAGGAUGUCGCAGAUGAACAAUGCAUUUAGCAUGUAUUUUCCCGUUGCGAGUCUUUAUUUCCAAAAACAUAUCUAACUGAUUGAUUUCAAAUGUAAUGUUUUUAUGACAAAAAAAAUGCUUAGUUUUUUGCUAUGUUCUGAUGAUAGCGGUUCACAGUGUAUUUUGGGAAAAGUUAACAUGUCACGGAAAUCAGGCCCGAGGUAAUAUGCGAGGUUUCUUGGUACUUUCCUUUGCACUUCGCCUUUUUUGGCUUACCAAGUCUAAUUAAGAAUCUUUCAUGUUACCAGAAUUGAAAAAAUAUCAAGCUCAUAUGACCAGUUUUAAUUCAACAUGUCAAACUUUGAGAAAAAAAAAAAACUGCCAUGAUCCAUGGGAGUACCAAGAUGGCGGCCAACUGGCUUCAACCAAUCGACAGACCGCUAGAUAUGUAUGCCCUAUCCAGUCUUUUUUUUUUCGU